This is a messenger RNA of Daucus carota subsp. sativus, 3230 nucleotides long. Its product is annotated as alpha-amylase 3, chloroplastic. The coding region runs from base 59 to 2809 and encodes 916 amino acids. The transcript has 13 exons. Gene Ontology annotation, biological process: carbohydrate metabolic process. NCBI's taxonomy places the organism in Eukaryota, Viridiplantae, Streptophyta, Magnoliopsida, Apiales, Apiaceae. Gene Ontology annotation, molecular function: calcium ion binding; alpha-amylase activity. The record is from RefSeq and is a predicted model, not a curated record.
AAAAAAUCAAACUUCUUCUCCUUCACCACUCCUCUGGUCCAGAGAAAUAAAUAAACACAUGUCGACCAUGGUCGCUCUCGGACCUCUCGUCCACCAUCAAAUCCCCAGCCUCCCUACAUUAUUUACCAAAACGCCCCUCACAUCUUCUCUGAAUUACCCUCACAGGGCCCCGCUCUCCGUUCCCACCACUUCCGUUAGUUUCAAAUCUUCUUCUUACAGGCCUGUCGUAACCGCACGAGCUACGGAAACCGAUGCAACAACACGAACUCAAACUGAUCAGCUUGCUGACGUUGUUUUUACGGAUACUUUUCCGGUUAGGCGAGCUCAAAAGGUAGAAGGAAAGUUAAUAAUCAAACUAGAUAAAGGCAACAGUGAAGGGAAAUGGGAGCUUAUGGUAGGAUGUACUCUUCCAGGAAAAUGGAUUCUUCAUUGGGGAGUUAAUUAUGUGGAUGACACGGGCAGUGAGUGGGAUCAACCUCCCAUUGAGAUGAGACCCCCGGAUUCCAUUCCUGUCAAGGACUAUGCCAUUGAGACACCUUUGAAGAUAUCGUCCAAGGAAAAGGAAGUAGAAAAUCUACAAACGGUGAAGAUUGGAUUUGAUAGUAAGAGUUUAAUUGCAGCUAUAAAUUUUGUGCUAAAGGAUGAGGAAACUGGAGCUUGGUAUCAGCACAAAGGAAGAGACUUUAAGAUCUCUGUUAUUGACUGCCUUCCGGGUAACAGAGAAACUAUAGGAUCUAAAAAAGGUUCCAAAAAAUGGCCAGGGGCAUUGGGCCAGCUCUCUAGCAUGAUCCUACAAUCGGAAGGAGUUGAUUCCGAUGGUGUAAAGAGCUCUAAUGACCCGAAGGGAACUAGUCCGAGGAGUUCCCUUAAAAGUUUCUGCGAAGAACAUCCAAUUGUUAAAGAAACAUUAUUUGAUAAUGCGGUGAAAGUUUCUGUCAGUACAUGUCCAGAGACAGCCAAGAAACUUCUUUACAUGGAAACGGAUCUCCCAGGUGAUAUUGUUGUUCACUGGGGAGUUUGCAAAGAUGAGAGUAAAAAAUGGGAAAUCCCAGCUGAGCCACAUCCAGUCAAAACAACAAAUUUCAAGAACAAGGCCCUUCGGACUAUCUUGCAGCGAAAAGGCGAGGAAGGUGCUGGCGGCUUAUUUACUAUGGAACAAGGAUUAGUAGGAUUUCUUUUUGUCUUGAAGUUAAAUGAUGACACAUGGUUAAACUGUAUGGGAAACGACUUCUAUGUACCCCUUUCAACUUCAAGUGACCUGGAGAAACUCUCUGUAAAGAAUCAAUCCGAAGAUUCAAUCCAAAAGGUUUUAACUGAAACUGUAGAAUCAGACUCUUCACCCAUAUCUAAAAAAGAUGGAUUGUCUGAUCCGACAAUCUCAGAAUACACUGAUGAAAUCAUAAAUGAAAUCAGAAGUUUGGUUACUGGAAUUUCUUCCGAAAAGAAACGGAAAACUAAAAGCAAAGAAACUCAAGAAACCAUUCUUCAAGAAAUCGAAAAGCUGGCUGCAGAAGCUUACAGUAUAUUCAGAAGUCCUAUUCCAGCUUUUACAGAGAGUGAUGUCAUCGAGAAAAUAGAACCAGAAGCACCUGUAAAAAUAUGUUCAGGAACUGGUUCAGGUUUCGAAAUUUUAUGUCAGGGAUUCAACUGGGAGUCCAACAAAUCUGGAAGAUGGUACAUGGAACUACAAGAAAAAGCUGCCGAAUUAGCAUCCCUCGGCUUUACAGUUGUUUGGUUACCACCGCCAACAGAGUCCAUCUCACCUGAAGGCUACAUGCCGAAAGAUUUAUACAACUUAAAUUCCAGGUAUGGUACUGUUGAUGAAUUGAAGAUUCUUAUUGAAAAAUUUCAUGAAUUUGACAUCAAAGUUCUUGGGGACGCUGUUUUAAAUCACCGUUGUGCACAUCAUCAGAAUCAGAAUGGAGUUUGGAAUAUAUUUGGUGGGCGUUUAAAUUGGGAUGAUCGGGCUGUUGUUGCUGAUGAUCCACAUUUCCAGGGAAGGGGAAACAAAAGUAGUGGGGAUAACUUCCACGCUGCUCCAAAUAUCGACCACUCACAAGAUUUUGUGAGAAAGGAUCUCAAAGAGUGGUUGUGUUGGCUCAGGAAAGACAUAGGAUAUGAUGGAUGGAGACUUGACUAUGUUAGGGGAUUUUGGGGUGGAUAUGUGAAAGACUACAUGGAGGUUACUGAGCCAUACUUUGCUGUAGGUGAGUAUUGGGAUUCACUAAGUUACUCAUAUGGUGAGAUGGAUCACAACCAAGAUGCACACCGGCAGAGAAUUAUUGACUGGAUUAAUGCUACAAGUGGGACUGCUGGUGCAUUUGAUGUUACGACAAAAGGAAUUCUUCAUGCUGCACUUGAAAGAUGUGAGUACUGGCGGUUAUCUGACGAGAAGGGAAAACCUCCAGGGGUUGUUGGCUGGUGGCCUUCUCGUGCAGUUACUUUUAUAGAGAAUCAUGAUACUGGUUCCACACAGGGUCAUUGGAGAUUUCCAGGUGGAAGAGAGAUGCAAGGUUACGCUUACAUAUUGACUCACCCUGGGACACCAUCAGUUUUCUAUGAUCACAUUUUUUCUCACCUUAACUCGGAAAUAUCAGCACUCAUUUCGAUCAGAACUAGAAAUAAGAUCAACUGCCGAAGUACAGUUAACAUCACCAAAGCAGAAAGGGAUGUUUAUGCAGCAAUAAUUGAUGAGAAAGUGGCCGUGAAGAUUGGACCAGGUCAUUAUGAGCCUCAACAUCAACAUGGGAACCAGAACUGGUCUUUAGCCAGGGAAGGAAGAGAUUACAAGGUCUGGGAAGCAUCAUAAACUAUAUACAGCAUUAUUUUGCCUUUGAACCAUAUAAAGUUUAUGGAUGACAAUUUGCAUUUGGAGAUACCAAAUUAUCAACAAUACUGAAUAUAAAUUCUUGAAGAGGAAUUCAAGAAUUUACUUCAAGAAUUUAGCGCAACUUAUUUCAAGCCUUGCCAGCUACUGGUGCUCGUAUUAUAUAGCCACUGAGGAGUCAAUCAAAAUUUUCUUUAAUUAAGAUAGAGUUGAUGAAUAUAAAUAAAACACAGGUCUUGUAUUGUGUGAACUUGCGUCCGUGCAUCUAUGUAGAACUUGUAUUCUUGUUACACAUAGAAGUACAGUUUACGAAAAGACAUGUAAACCUAGAAAUAAUUCCUGCUAGUCCAGUGCAUCAAGCAAUGUAAAACUGUAAAUUACUAAAGGCGAGGCUUUCAUUUUA